Messenger RNA from Morchella importuna, 378 nucleotides. RefSeq lists its product as uncharacterized. NCBI's taxonomy places the organism in Eukaryota, Fungi, Ascomycota, Pezizomycetes, Pezizales, Morchellaceae. The transcript has a single exon. Bases 1 to 378 code for a protein of 125 amino acids. The record is from RefSeq and is a predicted model, not a curated record.
AUGGAAAACACACGAGAGUCCCCCUCCGCUCCGCGUGGCCGCAAGCGCAGAGCAUCGGAAGAGGCGCCCUCGGCCCCUACUACCGCCGCGCUCGCGGCCCGCACUCUCCGCGUAGAGAACGCUCCAGGAAACAGCUACAUCGCCCCGGUGGCGAUCCGUUAUUACUGGCCCAACAACGGGUAUCGCCGCCGCAACGGUUCGCCUGUCUACAACGCUGCCGCCGCCGCCGACCUCGCAAUCCUCGAGCGCCACGUUAAGAAAGGCCUGCCCGCCGUCACCGCCUUCGACCACGUAACCCGCGUCGCUGCCACACCCAUCACCGGAGAGGAAAAAAACCAUGCCCAUCCCCGCCUCGCCCCCCCGCCACCGCAUCCGUAA